GUUAGAAGAAAAAAUGCAGGGACACGAAGAUUCACGGAAUGACAAAGACGGAAAAGCGGAUAACAAAGAGAUUUUGCACAGAAUGAUUUACGAUUCGAGAAACUACACGUCCGAAGGAAGACGCGUGUCGAACGGAACAGUUCCUUUGAAUAUUCUGAAGUUUCAUCACUCGUUUUCGUACGACUGUCAGAGGUAUUUCAAUCUUUGCGUGGUAGAACCGGAUGUUGUCCUGUUCGCUUCCGGUAAUAUAUUGCAUUUUUUCAAUACUACAACGAGGAACGUGUGGUUCAGAAGAGGAUGCACUGGUAGCGGGAUUGGACACGUGACGAAGAAUCCUGUAUUUGAUCAUAUCGCUGUUGGUGAGAACGGCGAGAACCCUCCGAUAAUUAUCUACAAAUGGCCUUCAAUGGAAAUCGUGACAAUUUUGCACGACGGCACGUUAAAACGCUAUUCCCACUUAGCUUACAGCACAAACGGCUCGCUGUUGGUGUCACAAGGAGGCGAACCAGAUUACACGAUCGUGCUCUGGGAUUGGCAGAGAUCGAAAAUAGCGUUGAAAUGCAAAUCUCACAACAGAGACGUGCACAACGUCAUAAUAUCACCGUCGCUGACCGGCUAUCUGGCGACCAGCGGAUCGGGUCACAUAAAAUUCUGGAAGAUCUCGAAUACGUUCACCGGGCUCAAAUUGAAGGGCGAGAUCGGCAGAUUCGGUCAGACGGAGAUAUCCGACAUUAUCGGUGUAUACAUCAUGCCGGACGGAAAAAUCGUGUCCGGCUGCGAGUGGGGAAACAUUUUGCUAUGGGAAGAGGGUUUGAUUACUCUCGAAGUGUGUAAGAAAAAUCGCCAGCCGUGUCACAACAGAGCGAUCACACAGUUCGAGUACAUAAACGGAGAGCUCAUAUCGCUCGGUAUGGAUGGGUGGAUUCGAAUAUGGUUUUACGAAACGAUCGAUCAAAUGGACGUUCGCGAUGAGGAACGUUUUCUGGAGAUUCAGCCUAUUUACGAAUAUCACAUCAGCGAAAAUGACAAGGCGUACGAGUCAAUGCUCAUGUGUAUGCGUAAGCGAGAACCGAACAAUCCGGAAAGUACACUUUGGUACGUUCAAGACGGAAACGGCGGGAUUUGGUUGAUAGAUUUAGACACCGCGCAGCAGGUGUCGCGAAAAAUAUUUACAUGCUCCGCUGGUGCCAUAGUCGACAUGGCUAGUGCGACAUGGGGACCUUUCGUAGCCGCGCUUAGCGCAGCUGGACAGCUACUUAUUUAUAAUUACACAGAAAAAAGGCUGAUCCUAGCACAUAGAUUCAACGACGUUGGCAGUCAAGUCGUUUGGUUCCCAUGCCAGAUCGAAGCGACGGGAUCAACGCUCGUUUGCGCUUUCGGAAGCGGUGUCGUUCGUGUGAUCGUUGCGGCGAUAUCGGAAGCAAACGCUGUCGAUGACAUAAACGGGGAUUACGUUAGACUGAUUCAAGUAAUAAGACCGCACAAAAUGGCAAUAACUGCGAUGUCUCUGAACUCUUCGUACAGUUUGCUGGUAACUGGCAGCGAGGACGCAACUGUAUUUGGUUUCGCUGUCACAGUGACAGAAACCUACCCCGCAAUCACGCCAAUCGGCUUUGUCAAAGUUCCUUCGGAAGUCACGUGUUUCGCGUGGAAACCGCAACGUAAAACCACGUUGUUAAUUGGAUGUUCGCGAGGAGAUUGCGUGGAAGUUGCAUUGCCAAGUGCUCCGCAAUUAUACACCGUCGCAUCGUACGAACUCGUUCAAUGUCGGCCGAGAGCGUUUAAAUUUCACUCCGUGAAGUCUGCUAUUCGAAGGGAAUUGAUACGCUCGAGUCGGGAGAAAGAGAAGAAAGAGAAAUUAGCGAAGAAGCGCGAAGAAAUAGCCCAUUUGCUGGCCGAGAGUCCCGGAUUGGAAGUCGAUGAGGAAACGUUUCUCAUGGAUGUAGAAGAGGACGAACCGUUGCCGGAAAUAUACAUACCGGAAACACCGAACAAGAUCCUGAUGGCACAAUACAUUGGUCCCGAUGUUAUUUGGUUGUCGAUGGCGGGAUUUGACGCGGGAUACAUGUACGAAUACCCGAGUCCGGAAGUCGUCGAAACUAUCGGGCAAGAACCCGCAAGAAGCGUUAUGAUACACGACGCCGAUGACGUGGAAAUACGAAGUUGUCUGUUGUAUAAAGAAAGAUACUUGUUUUUGGGAAUGGAGCACGGGGAGAUACGAGUUUGCAAGUGGAAGCCGAACAACCAUACAGAUCUCUCGGAUUACUGGAUAAUUCCGAUGCACGAUUAUUACAACGGUCACAUUCCGAAAAUGGUUCUCAGCUACGAUCAGAGAAUUUUGUUUACGUGCGGCCACGAUGGAAACUUGUUUUCUUACGAGGUGAAUGAUGACACGCCACCCGAGGCGAUUAAAUUCGAAAUGAUUCGAGGAACUUUAUCUUUGCCGCGUACUAGCGUCGAAGAUAUCAAAGAAAUUGAUCAUCCAACUUUGGAAGAAACGAUUCAACAAACUGAACGCGACAGAGUUGCUGUAGCGGCGAAGCAGAGCAAACAACAGACCUUGGAGAAGUUGAUGGAACUAAGCGAGGACUAUAGCAAAAUUAUAGAGAGAAAUAAAACUCUACCGGAUUCUCAUCGACUGACUCACGAGGAACUGGAAUUGGAUACUAGAAUCACAGACGAUUUAAAUAAGGAGUUGGACGCGGAAAUGGCUGCGGUCAGGGAGAAACUGGCGUUUAAAAUCGAAAAAAGUGAGCUGGGACUGCAGAAACUCGUGGAUCACUUUAUCAAACCCAUCACGUGCUUGCCGUUUGCCGUUUGCAAGAUAUCGGAACCGGAUAAGAUGGUGUAUUCUCUGCGCCAACGUGUCUUGGACAUUGACGACACAUUGUUGCAUACCGACUCGCUGAAAUUUCUACACAUAUUCGAUAAGCAAAGAAAGAGAUUGACGAACGAUAAAACUCUGAGUUACGAACAAGAAAGAGAAGAAGAACAAGAAGAAAUGGCAAGGAAAGAAGAAAGAGAUGCAGAAGAAGAAACCGAAUUGAAAAUAAAGGGACAACCUCUCGCGGAGUUUUUAAGAGGAGUGGAUUACGAGGACACGGAGAGCAGCUCGAGGAUUCGUUUGAAUCAAAUGUUGCGUAAAUACGCUUUGAGAAAGACGAGAUUGGAGAAACGCGAGAAAGAAUGGAAAGCCAUAUACAGCAAAAAGCCGGAUAUAUCUGUUAAUCACGCGGAAGAUAUGCUCGCCAUCGAGGAAGCGAAGAGAACCAUCGGUGACUACAAGCUCAAGUCGUCGCCGAUUUUCGACUUGUCGGAAAAACGGGUCACUCUUGCUUCGAAGUACAAGGAGAUAUUGAAUUGUCGGAAAAAGCUUUAUUAUCUGCAAGAAGGUUUCAAUGCAAGAUUGAAAGCUGUAAGAACCGAGAAAGAACAAUUGCAGGCGAAAGUUCAACGUUUGAUAGAAACUCUUGGACAAAUUCAUGCUGAAAUACCGUUAAACAGCGUGAAACCUUUGCCGGUUAUUCCUACAACAAACGUCGAUAUAGAAUUUCCCGAGAGAAAACUGACGAUUGAUAAAGACGCGUGGAAAACGGACGGAGCCAAAGAAUCGCAAGAAAAGGAUCAAUCGUUGAUUUUGCCGGAAUCGAUUCAGAUGCCGGGCGUUUGUUCGGACGAAGAAUACGAGAUAUUGCUUCUGGACAAGAAGUUCGCGGAACAUUUCUUUUCCAAUUCGUUCUUUUCCAGUUCGGAAAAGAAGCUGGAAAUCCGACUCGCGGAACAGAAAAAAGUAACGACGUCGCCGUUACAUGUGGACGACGUCGAGAGCCCGUGGGAACGCGAGAUGAAGACCGCUCGUGCUUUGCGCAAAAUCUACGAACAGGAUUGCAUACUGAGGCACAUAGAAACCAGUUGCGAGAAUUUGGACAAAAAGUUGGAUCAGUUGCAGCACGAAAGAUUGAACAUCGUUUCCGAAUGCGUCAGCAUCAAUUUGUUCUUGUUGACACUUCGUCAGGAAUAUGUUAUUUUGAAAAAGUACGAAACAACGGAGAAGAAUUUGCAAGAUCAACUCGAUAAUAAAUUGGAAGAGGUCGAGACGGUGAAACAGAAGUUGCAAACAGUCACCGAUAAAAUGGAUGUUAAAACUAAAGAAAUUACAAAAUUACGUAAUCAGAUCAAAGACAUCUUCUCUGAGUAUAUGAGCAAGAUAGGCGAUAAUAGAUUCCGUAAUUUUUUAUGUAAAAUAUUCAAGAAGAAAUACAAGGAAGUGAAGGAGGACGACGAAACUACCACCACAACAACUGAAACGGAUGAGACAGAGAGUGUCGAUAGCAAGGAACUUGAACUGAUCUAUUUUGAUGAAAAUGUAUGUCCGUCGGGAUGCGACGAGGAAUUGUACAAAUUGGCGUUUACGAUGAGAGAAAAUCGAUACUCGUGCGAACAUCAGAUCAAAGAUUUACAACGGGUUGUGGAAAUUCUUCAAAAGGAACUUCAGACAUUUACGAAGAAGCUGAAAGUUACAGAGAUCGAUUUGAAAAAGACCGAGGAUGAUUUGAGAAUCUUUAUGCUCAAGAAACAAAAAGAGUUAAAUGACGUAGACGUGACGGUGGUGAUGAAGCUGCAUCAACUGCAAUAUUUCGACGAGUUCGAGAUUCCACCCAAGAUACAAGAUUGCGUUGUAUUCGACAAAGCGCAAUUGUCCAAAUUAUAUUCGAGAAUACAAGAGUUGCAGGAAGAGACACUCGAAUUGCGCGUUCAGCAUAAAAACGCGCGAGCGCAUCUGCAGAGAAUCAAACUCGAUCGUAAUCAAAUGCGCGCUAAAAAUAAAACUCUGAAGAACGAAAUAAAGUCGAUGAUAAUGAUCAAAUUCGGUCAGAGUAUAUCAUUGAACGAAUUGUACGAAACGAUAAUCCGCCGAAUGGUGCACGACAUCAAAGUCAGCUUGAGUGACGCGACCAAGUAUUUCGCCAAGCAAAUAAAACAGGCUAAAGAGAGCUACUCGGAAGAAUUGAACGUGUUCAACAAACUGAUUCGCGAACACACGCAAAAGUUGAGCUUCUUGACAAUUUUAGUGGAGGAACAAUCAAAACUGAAAAAAUUGUCAAAGCAACGCAUCGUGUCAGAUGAAGAAAUGACGCAGUUCGAGGAAACAUACAAGAGUGAUAUAACAAAGUUGGAAAAAAUUCUCAAACGUCAAAUACGGCAAAAACAGUUGUUUAUGAAUGACAUAAAGAAUCUUAGAUUGAAAACAAAAAUACAUCCGACACAGUGCAUGGCAAUGAUGCGUAGGAGUGACAAAGAUAUCGAGUCUCAGAGCGAGGAAAAUUUCAAUCAAGAUUGGCGGAACGUCGAAGUUGAAAACGCGAUAAAAAUGUGAAGAAUCAAAUCUUCAAAAGAAAACGUGCGAGGGGAAUGACGACGAAACGUUAAAUAACAAGUACGAUAUUAUAUUUUACAAAAAAGAGUAGAGAGAUAAUGUUAGCUUAUUAUAAUUGAUUAAGAUCAUACGCGUUUUUUUCCAUUUCAUUUUGCAUUUUAUUUUUUUUUCACUUACAUAUAACAACUAUGGAUGACAGCUGUACAAAUACAUAACAUUACAAAUACAUGCAUCUCAUUUGCAAUGUAUAUAUAUAAAGAACGAUCUAAUAUAUAUAUAUGUAUAUAUAUAUAUAUAUAUUAUAUAUAAUAAUAAAUAAUAACGUAUUUUCGCGUAAUAAAAAGGCAUCGUAAUAAGUCUAUAUCCUUCGCGCGCGCGACACGUAUUCCUUAAACGCGUUUGUCAUCCCGUGUGCAAAAGUUUUUUCGAAGAAUCCACACGUAUCUCUCUGUUAUAACUCGGGCUAUUAAGCAAGAAGAUGGAAACCAGAGAAAAGUGUUUUCCUUCGUAAGUAAGCCUUUUCGAAAACUUAUAGAGGCAAUACCUGUCCUUCGCGCCCAAUAUUUGCGCUCAUAAACUCUUUGAACAUGACUAUAAUAAUAAUAAUAAUAAUAUUAAUAAUAAUAAUCUUCGGAAUGUUAAAAAUACUUAAUGUUAAAAAUAUUAUUAAUUAAGAAAACAUUAGUAGCUGCACGUAAAAUUUUCCACUCACUAGACUAGAAAAAAAACAGGUGAUGGUUCGUAAUAAUAGUUCACGAUGUGUUUAAACAACGGUUUAACACUCGAAUCUUACGUUACGUUUCUUCUCAUUUCGAAGUGAAACGUUAACGCGAAAGGCGUGUAAAAAUGCAGAUGCGUGAUUGCUGCAGAAAGAAGCACUUGGUUAUUGUUAUAUAAUUAAUAGAAAUUUGAAUAGAGUAGAGAUGUAGAUGCCGACCCGUUGCAAAAUUGUCGAGUACAUCGAGAUUCGAAUAUAAAAUACAAAAAAAAAAAAAAAAAAACAAUAAUUAUUAUCGAUAAUAAAAAUAGUAAUCGUAGGAUGUAUAAUAAUAGCACGUUAUUAGAAUUAGUGGUAAUAGUGUAUCAUUUCUUUGAAAUGUAAGUUAAUUUCUUUUGAAGCGUACGCGCGCACUCAUACACAGUCUCUCUCUUUCUCUCUUUCUCAUUCUCUCAUUCUCUCUCUCUCUCUCUCUCUCUCUCUCUCUCUCCCUCUCUCUCUCUCUCUCUUUCAAUUUCUUUUUUCUUUUUUUGAGAAAAAGCGUAGUAAUCUUUAAAGUUAUUCUUACCAAUAUUUACGAUUUUAAAACGAGAUUCCGACAAUUACGAAUAAAUUCUCAAGUUUCGAAAAAUGGAAAGAAAGAAAUCAAUUUUUUAAGAAAGAUCACAGCUGCGCGCUAUUCCGAAAAAGAAAAACACGGAAAAGAUAGGUAGAUCUGAGAUUUAAUUGCGAAGUUUCUAAGUGUGUGCAUUCAACAACUGCGUCAACAAGUGCGAACGUCUACAGUUAGCGAACCGCGUGGAAUCAUGCAAGUUUCAAGAAAGAGAAAUAUCUAAAUUACUUGUACGUGGUUUUUUACACCGAGUAAAGAAUACACCGUUCUUUUUUUCGGGAUUAAAAAAAAAAAAAAAAAAAAA
Messenger RNA from Pseudomyrmex gracilis, 7012 nucleotides. RefSeq names its product cilia- and flagella-associated protein 44. Gene Ontology annotation, molecular function: protein binding. The transcript has 26 exons. Lineage: Eukaryota; Metazoa; Arthropoda; Insecta; Hymenoptera; Formicidae. The coding region runs from base 14 to 5377 and encodes 1787 amino acids. The record is from RefSeq and is a predicted model, not a curated record.